Messenger RNA from Phragmites australis (common reed), 1609 nucleotides. RefSeq lists its product as uncharacterized. The record is from RefSeq and is a predicted model, not a curated record. The transcript is spliced from 2 exons. Bases 485 to 1282 code for a protein of 265 amino acids. Gene Ontology annotation, molecular function: protein binding. Lineage: Eukaryota; Viridiplantae; Streptophyta; Magnoliopsida; Poales; Poaceae.
AUCAAGCCUGGUUUGAAUGGUUAGUGAAGGUGGUUAUAUCUUUUGUCAUUAGGGAUUAAAUUUUAGAUUUUCUUCUUAUGUGUCUCACUAAGAUGGAUUUUUUUUUGGUUGGUGACGUACUUAUCAACAGCAAGAUGUCUAUGAUGAUUUUAUCAAUAUUCAUAUUUUCGGUCUUUAGCAGGUGUUGCAUCGGUGUGUAAAAAAAUCAGACACACGAUGCACGCUGCUCCGAGAUUAAUGAGAUCGGCUACCGAGUGCGCCAGGGAACAGCCCAGCCCAGCCCAGCCCAUUCGAUGAAGGAUGCUGCUCAAGUUGCAGCGUUAAGGCCCCGUCACGUCCGAACAGCCUUUCUAGUCUUCCAAAACGGUUCUGCCGAGCGCUGUGCCUGUCUCUCCUCCUCCGCCGCCGCCGUUCACCUCGCCGCCCUUGAGGCACUUUUCCAAACACUAAGGAGGUUUUGUAUUGUGUGCAUAAAACACAGUUUAUGAACACUUCACUAGCCAUGUCCAGUAUUUAUGAGGAGGAACCACCUACAGAGGUUUCCGCUGAUCCUUUAUGUUCAAGGAACAGCAUUGAUGAGGAUGAUGACUGGGUAAUAGUCAAGAAACAGCGUAUCACCGUAUUAAUUCCUCCACCAUCACCUGAUGCUGCAAGCCCUCAAGAAGAUAGGCCCAAACUAAGUUCUAAACAGUCUAGCUUAACAAAGAGCAAAAGAGACUCAGAUGCUACUAGAAAGAAGCACCCAAAGCAGAUGACUGCCAAUACAUCUCAGAACCCCCCUCCAGAGGAUGUCAAUAGCGAGAAAGCUCAAGUAAACCAUUCUGAAAGUUUAGUCCAUAUAGAUGUUUCAAGGAUGAAGAGUGAGAUAUCACCGCACAGUCCUACUGCUGCUGUUGUAAAAUCAGAAUGGAUUAUGGGUUCAGGUCUUGCUGUUCAAGGAUUGUUUCAUCAAGGCAGUGAGAAAGUGACAAGUUCCUUUGGAAACAUGGAUAAGCCAAGGAUGCCAAUUGUUUCGUCCCAUGUUGCGAAUAAGAUAAUGAGAGCACGGCUUCUUAAGAGACGGGUUGCUGGUUUUGGCGGACUGAGGAAUUGGCUUUUCGAUUGUGGUCUUGGAUGGUUUGUCGACAUAUUGGACAGUGAAAAGCUUGGGAUGUAUCAGCUAGUCUCCCUUACAAUGAACCAGCUGAAAGAGAUGGGCCUUGUCGCUGUAGGUCCACGGAGAAAACUGAUCCAUGCCAUCGACAGUCUCUGCCGCCCACACCAGGUUGAGAUGAUUUCUUGAUCCCCAGCGCACUUUAGUCGGUUAGAGAUUUCCAAAGCUACAACAUUUUAACAGCCUUUCAUUCUGUAAGAGCUGAUAACUUUGUUGGACGUGUUGGGUCUCUUCCCAGACAACUCUGAGAUGUCUCGGUGGGAAGUCACAUAAUUGUACAACUGCUGUGCUUUGAGCUGCAAGCAUUCCUGCGGUCUGCAAUUCGAGGACCUGACUCAUGAAACGAACUUGAGUCAGGACCAAAGACACACAGACAUGCACGGGUGCUAGAGUCUGUGCUAAAUAGUUUAAUAAAGUUUAACAAAAAAGUACCUAAAAAAAGAAAAGUUUAAUUAG